AUGGUUCAAACAGAACCAUCUGAUUCAGCUACAUAUUACUGUGCUGUUGCAUAUUAUGCGAGUGUGGCCUUAUUAGACUGCACAGUUUUAGUCCUCAAAGGUUCAUCAAGUCUCUCUGCUGUUCUCCAGCCUCCUGUAUCAGAUCCUGUUGAACUGGGAGGAGAUACAACUUUGCAGUGUUCAAUACUCACAGAUGUGUCUGCAGGAGAUCACAGUGUGUACUGGUUCAGACAUGGAUCAGGAGAAUCUCAUCCAGGAAUCAUUUACACUCAUGGAAACAGGAGUGAUGAGUGUAAGAAAAGCUCUGAGACUGAUUCUCCUACACAGAGCUGCGUCUACAAACUCCCCAAGAGAAACCUCAGCCUCUCUGAUGCUGGAACUUACUACUGUGCUGUGCUCAUGUGUGGAGAGAUCAUCUUUGGGAAAGGAACUAAACUGGACUUUGAAGAGAAAUGUGCUUUGGUCCCAACCAUUGUGGUGUUAGUGGUGUCGAACAUCAUCGCUCUGAGUGUGGCUUUGUUUAUGUGCAGAAAACACAGCAGUCAUCAUAAAGAUGCUGCUGAAGCUCAUGCGUAUCAGCCUGCAUGUGGGGAAGCUUCAUACUUUGCAGCAGACACUUUCAUCAGAGAUGAACCACAGCAGAAGACUGAAGAUGUGAACUCUAAAGUCAUUUAUUACCAACAAAACUGAACUUUAUAAAGUUUAGAAGACUUUCUCUCCUUUCUGCGCUGAUGAUUGCAGACUGAGGAAUAACUGGCUAACAGAUAUUAAUGCAGUGUUUUUUAGCAUAUUGGUAUCAUUAGUAGUAGCUAUAGAAGUAGUAGUGUUGUUGUCUUGGUACAGUAAAACAAAAUAAUAGUGAGUCAGUAAAGUGCUAAUCUGAGUAGUGUAUAUUUGAAUGUGUGUGUUCUGAAUAAAAGAGAUUUUUAGGUAA
Molecule: messenger RNA, 934 nt
Organism: Pygocentrus nattereri (red-bellied piranha)
Lineage: Eukaryota; Metazoa; Chordata; Actinopteri; Characiformes; Serrasalmidae
Product: signal-regulatory protein delta-like
Exons: 6
Coding region: 1-690 (229 amino acids)
Biological process (GO): response to bacterium
Source: RefSeq, a predicted model, not a curated record